Messenger RNA from Fraxinus pennsylvanica, 387 nucleotides. Lineage: Eukaryota; Viridiplantae; Streptophyta; Magnoliopsida; Lamiales; Oleaceae. The record is from the annotation of a GenBank genome assembly.
AUGGGUUCCAAGACAAUUCUUCUACUUGGCCUUCUGGCUAUGGUUCUUCUGAUUGCAUCAGAAGUGUCAGCCCGGGAAUUGUCUCAGACUUCCACUGAUAAGGAGGCUGAGAAGACAAAUGGGGUUGAAGAAUCCAAGUAUCUAGGAGGUGGAUAUGGAGUAUACCCUGGCGGAGGUUUCCCCGGUGGUGGAUAUGGAGGAUACCCUGGCGGAGGUUUCCCCGGUGGUGGAUAUGGAGGAUACCCUGGUGGAGGUUACCCCGGUGGUGGAUAUGGAGGAAGGCGCUACUGCCGCUAUGGCUGCUGUGGCCCGAGCUAUUACCCUGGAAGGGGUUGCAGGUGCUGUAGAUAUGCUGGUAAGGCAGUGGAUGCUGAACCUCACAACUAA